GCUUCUUGCGGGGCGCCCUUCUAAUCUUCGCCCAGCGAGGCACCGGCGGCCAGAGCUCUCGGAGGAAGCUACGGAGUCGGUUCUCGCGGGGAGGUGUGGAAGAUCUGCUUGGCUUUGAGGAGGAGCUGCUGUACUGCCUCACUGCAUAAGGGAUGGGAUCAGAGAACAGUGCUUUAAAGAGCUAUACACUGAAAGAACCACCAUUUGUCUUACCCUCUGGACUUGCUGUUUAUCCCGCUGUACUUCAGGAUGGCAAAUUUGCUUCAGUUUUUGUGUAUAAGAGAGAAAAUGAAGACAAGGUUAAUAAAGCUGCCAAGCACUUGAAGACACUUCGUCAUCCUUGCUUGCUAAGAUUUUUAUCAUGUACUGUGGAAGCAGAUGGAAUUCAUCUCGUCACUGAGCGAGUGCAGCCUCUGGAAGUGGCUUUGGGAACAUUGUCUUCUGCAGAGGUCUGUGCUGGGAUCUAUGACAUAUUGCUGGCUCUUACCUUCCUUCAUGACAGAGGUCACCUAACACACAACAAUGUCUGCUUAUCAUCUGUGUUUGUGAGUGAAGAUGGGCACUGGAAGCUAGGAGGAAUGGAAACUGUUUGUAAAAUUCCUCAGGCCACACCAGAGUUUCUGAGGAGUAUUCAGUCAGUAAGAGACACAGCAUGUAUCCCUCCCGAAGAGAUGUCUCCAGAAUUCACAACUCUCCCAGAGUCUCAUGGACAUGCCCGGGAUGCCUAUUCAUUCGGAACAUUGGUGGAAAGUUUGCUCACAAUCUUAAAUGGACAGGUUUCAGCGGAUGUUCUGUCCAGCUUUCAACAGACCUUGCACUCAACUUUGCUGAAUCCCAUUCCCAAAUGUCGGCCAGCGCUCUGCACCUUACUGUCCCAUGACUUCUUCAGAAAUGAUUUUCUAGAAGUUGUGAAUUUCUUGAAAAGUUUAACAUUGAAGAGUGAAGAGGAAAAAACUGAAUUCUUCAAAUUUCUGCUGGACAGAGUUAGCUGCUUGUCAGAAGAAUUAAUAGCUUCGAGGUUGGUGCCUCUUCUGCUUAAUCAGUUGGUGUUUGCAGAGCCAGUAGCUGUUAAGAGUUUUCUUCCUCAUCUGCUUGGCCCCAAAAAAGAGAAUGCACCGGGAGAAACCCCUUGCUUGCUGUCACCAGCCCUGUUCCAGGCGCGGGUGAUCCCUGUGCUCCUUCAGUUGUUCGAGGUUCACGAGGAGCAUGUGCGGAUGGUGCUGCUGUCUCACAUCGAGGCCUACGUGGAGCACUUCACUCAGGAGCAGCUGAAGAAGGUCAUCUUGCCGCAGGUAUUACUGGGCCUGCGUGAUACCAGUGAUUCCAUUGUGGCCAUUACUCUUCAUAGCCUAGCGGUGCUGGUCUCUCUACUUGGACCAGAGGUGGUUGUGGGAGGAGAACGAACUAAGAUCUUCAAACGCACUGCCCCAAGUUUUACUAAAACUACUGACCUUUCCCCAGAAGAUUCUCCCAUGCACGUCGUCUGCAACCAGCACAGUCAGAUCUCGCCAGUCUUGGAGAACCCCUCCUCUAGCAUAUUUCCUAAGUGUUUCUUUUCUGGCAACAUGCCCAUCAACAGCAAGAAGCACAUACAGCGAGAUUACUACAAUACUCUUUUACAGACAGGUGAUAAGUUUUCUCAGCCUAUUAAAUUUCCCAUGAAUGGAAUCGCAGAUGUGAGAAAUACUUCAGAGGACAAUGAAAACUUCCCAUCAGGUUCUAAAAAGUGUGAGGAGUGGCCUGAUUGGAGUGAGCCUGAGGAGCCUGAGAACCAAACUGAGAACAUACAGAUUUGGCCUAGAGAGCCGUGUGAUGCUGCCAAGUCCCAGUGUACUAACUUGAAUGUGGAGGAGUCAUCUUAUGAUGACUGUGAAUCCAGCAGCUUAGAGACUAAAAGAAACCAAGGAGAUGGAGUCAUUGCUGUAAAACCUGUUACCUCAGGGGAGCAGAAGCCUAUUCCUGCUUUGCUGGCAACUGAAGAGUCGAAGCCUUUGAAGUCAAGUCUACCCCAAAAGACCAGUCUUGUACAAUGCAGGGAUGACCCAGGCCAAAUCAAGCCACCAAAAGUGACAUCACAAGGAAGGCCUCUUAAGUUUCCAUUAGAACUUGGCUUAGGAGAGGAGUUUACCAUUCAAGUAAAAAAGAAGCCAGUACAAGAUCCUGAGUUGGAUUGGUUCGCCGAUAUGAUCCCAGAAAUUAAGCCUUCAGCUGCUUUUCUUAUUUUACCUGAACUGAGGACAGAAAUGAUGGUCCCCAACAAGGAUGGUGUCUCACCAGUGAUGCAGUUUUCCUCAAAAUUUGCUGCAGCAGAAAUUACUGAGGGAGAGGCUGAAGGCUGGGGAGAAGAAGGGGAACUGAACUGGGAAGAUAAUAACUGGUGACAACAUAUGUGAGUUAAACUUUAGGAAAAGGAUUUCCUUUAAAAAAAAAAUCCAAUUAAUACCUCAAAAGCAGGCUCUGAGGACGAGAAAAGCCCAGAGCAGCCUGUAUGUCCCAGUCUGUGCCAACUGAAGUGUGAGACAGACCUUGAGUGCUGGCUAAAAGCCCUGGGUGGUAAAGAGGCUCGCAGUACUGGCUUGUCAGAGGAAGAGCCGUGUGCAUUUGACUGAGGCCAGUGUCUGUGAAGAGCAAGUACCCGAGGAAAAGUUGAAUUUACUGCUUUUUCCAGGACAAUUCUGGAGGAAGCAAAGAAAAUAUGAACAUUCAAGCUGGUUAGCUUAAUUUUGUGCCAUUUCUUUAACAGUCAGAAGAGUAAGCUCUAUUAUGAAAUACAACUUACUGAAAAAAUUGUAGCUAUAAAUUAUAUAAUUGAUUUUGAAUUGCUAAGGUCUCUUAGGCAGUUUAUUUAUUUGUUUACAGUUUCAUUAUCUGAGGAAUGGUCCUACGUGGACCUGGGCAGUUAUUGACUGUUCUACAAGUUUUAAGUUGAACCAAAGUUCUUCAUGAGAAUCUUCCCCACAAUCCUGUUCUCUAAAUGUCAAAUAAAGACUAUUU
This is a messenger RNA of Galeopterus variegatus (Sunda flying lemur), 2994 nucleotides long. It is a transcript of the gene SCYL3, whose product is annotated as SCY1-like 3 (S. cerevisiae). Lineage: Eukaryota; Metazoa; Chordata; Mammalia; Dermoptera; Cynocephalidae. The transcript has 14 exons. The record is from RefSeq and is a predicted model, not a curated record. Gene Ontology annotation, biological process: protein phosphorylation. Bases 153 to 2381 code for a protein of 742 amino acids. Gene Ontology annotation, molecular function: protein kinase activity; ATP binding.